Molecule: messenger RNA, 1214 nt
Organism: Telopea speciosissima
Lineage: Eukaryota; Viridiplantae; Streptophyta; Magnoliopsida; Proteales; Proteaceae
Product: 50S ribosomal protein L22, chloroplastic-like
Exons: 9
Coding region: 90-899 (269 amino acids)
Biological process (GO): ribosome assembly; translation
Cellular component (GO): ribosome; mitochondrial large ribosomal subunit
Molecular function (GO): structural constituent of ribosome
Source: RefSeq, a predicted model, not a curated record
CCCAAUCGGCCAGCUAAUUUAGCUCUUCUCUGUGAACAGACCCUGCUUUGCUAGGUUUGUUGAGAGGAUUUCAAUAAGCUUCUGUAGUCAUGAUGGGGUGGCAGAGGCAUUUACAGUCUAUACUUUGUCACGUUGGCAGAAGAAAUGCCCAAAUUGAGAGUGCAUCCUUAAAUAUAUCGGGUGCUCGUAAAAUUUCCUCUUAUUUACUAGGUGAAUUUCCAUAUCAACCGAGAACACUACCAUACACAAAUAUUCCAAGACCUCUUCAUCAAUAUUUACAACAGUUGGGCAUCUCAAGUUCGAGGAAAUUACUUGCAGAGUCGUCUGAUAUAACACCCAUUUCUUCUCCAUUGAUACCCAUUUCAGCACCAAAUAAUGGAAAAACUGAAACCCAGGCUGUUGUGUCUAAACCUUCAAAAGUUCAAGCAGUUUUAAAGGGCAUUAAACAGAGUCCCAAGAAGGUGAAUUUGGUGGCUGCAUUGGUUCGUGGCAUGCGUGUUGAAGAUGCAUUGUUGCAGUUGCAAGUAACAGUAAAACGUGCUGUGAAGACUGUCUAUCAGGUUAUUCACUCAGCCCGUGCAAAUGCAACCCAUAAUCAUGGGUUGGAUCCAGAUCGUCUUCUCGUUGCGGAGGCAUUUGUUGGGAAGGGAUUCUUUAAAAAGAGAGUGUCAUACCAUGCAAAAGGGAGAUCUGGAAUCAAAGUCAGACCAGAGUGUAGGUUGACAGUGGUAGUGAGGGAGAUGACCCCUGAAGAGGAGGCUGAGAUAGCUAGACUGAGAGUCAGCAAUUUCCGCAAACUCUCGAAGAGGGAAAGUCGGCUUGUACCACAUAAACUUAUUGAGACCACUCCAAUAUGGAACCGCAAAAGCAAAGCUAGUAAACCAAAUGUUAUAGCUUGAGGGAGGAGGGGGGGGGGGGGGGGAGAGGGGUUACCCUUUCGGAGUUUUAUGCCCAGAGUAGAAAAUAAUGUCUUUACUUGGUUUCAAAGUUGUUUGCAUUUCAGGUUCAAAUAUUAUGAGAUGUUAUUUCCAAUGCUUCUCUAUUCAACCAUUCUUCAUAUUUUUCCAUUGUAGCAGAACUUAUGUCGAGGUUCAAACUAAAAUAUCAGUUGAUAUCAAACUGGAGUGGCAUCUGCAAGCCUCGCAUAUGCAGCUAGAAGCAUUUUUUACUGUUGUAAUUUUUUCUUUAAUUUAUUUUCUUUAGUUUGUGCUUUA